GGGAUCCCUGCUGUUCCAGGCUCCAGCUUCCGCCCUUGUCUUGGCAGAGUAGCGAGCUUGCAAACGCACCUUCAGGAGCGCGCUUUAGUAGGACUUUACUUUCUGACUCGUGGAAGAGAAGAUUUGGAGCUUACCGUAGAUGAUGUGGAGAUAAUCAAAAAGAGCAAGUCCGCCAUCCUAGAGGGUUGGUUGGGAUGAACGGUUGUCAUCAGGGCUGUUGCACUUCGGGGGGCCACAACGGGGUUGCUAGCACACUCAUGAGCAACUGAGUACCUACCUCUUUCGCUGGGUGGCAUGGUGGCACAGUGCAUUGUGUGUGGGAAGGAGGGAGCCGGUUACAAGUGUCCUGUCUGUCGACGUCCGUACUGUUCGGUGGUGUGCUACAAGGUGCACAAGGAGGUGCCGUGCAGUAAGCCGGAUGACGUCGCCAGGGAGGAAGCGGCCCUGAGGCAGCCCCCCCGGCAGUUUGAGAAUGAUACCGAUGAGUCCGGAACGCGGCUGAACAAGGACCAGUUGGAAGCGUUAGCCACUUCCGAUGAGAUCCGGCGGAUGCUGAGAGACGAGGCCCUCCAGAAACUCAUUUUGAAGAUAGACAGCGCCGAGGAGGCAGAGAAGGAGCUAGACCUGGCUAUGCAGGACCCCGCUGUCCAAGAAUUCGCUCAAAAGGUUCUGGGCAUACUAACACCAGAGGAGCCAGCUCCUCAAUGAUAUUUGAUAAGAAAGAAGCAACGCAUGGGCCCUAGGGGAGCUCGCCGGGCCACUUGCUUGUCAGAUGACUGUGGUCGAAGCCUAUGACGGGUUUACCAGGUAGCAAAAUUGUGCAGAUUUGAGGUACUUCCCUGCACGUUCGACGGAUCAAGGCAAAGUUCUUUGUUUUCUUAGGACUUGCUCAGGGCUUCAAAAGGCAUAGAGCCUGUGGGCUUGCAGAAGAGCAACAUCUCUUUUAAUCCUAUACGAGACGAUUUUGCAGCUUCUGACGUUGACAGAGAAUCGGAAGCGCAGCGAAUAGCCACUGUUAAUGGCCCAACCAUAAGUUCGUGGAGCAUAUACCAGAGGGUUUUCUCGAU
This is a messenger RNA of Klebsormidium nitens, 1067 nucleotides long. Lineage: Eukaryota; Viridiplantae; Streptophyta; Klebsormidiophyceae; Klebsormidiales; Klebsormidiaceae. The record is from the annotation of a GenBank genome assembly.